CCAGAUACUUUUGAAAUUCUUCUCACCACAGACAACCAUGUUGGAUAUCUUGAGACGGACCCAAUCAGAGGAAAUGACUCGUGGAGAACCUUCUCUGAGAUCAUGAGCAUAGCGAAAUCCCGGGACGUCGAUAUGGUUAUCCAGGCAGGCGAUUUAUUUCACGUCAACAAGCCUAGCAAGAAAUCUUACUACCAUGUGAUCCGGACUCUUCGUGAAUUCUGCUGGAUUGACAGGCCUCGUGAAUAUAAGCUCGUAUCUGAUCCAUCGGUCGUGAUGUCCACGCGACAUUUUAAUUACCCAUGUGAGUAUGAUCCCAACGUGAAUGUUGGAAUGCCGGUGUAUGCUAUUUCUGGUAAUCACGACGAUGCGACAGGAGACGAUCUUCUCUCGCCGCUGGAUCUACUUUCUGUUGGUGGCUUACUAAAUCAUUUUGGACGGAUCACGAAUAACGACGAGAUCAAAGUUAGCCCGUUGCUUUUCCAAAAGGGCAGUACUAAUUUUGCAUUAUAUGGCCUUCAAAGCAUCCGUGAAGAGCGUCUAAAGCGGACUUUGGCCUCGGGCAAAGUCGAGUUCUUGCAGCCCGAAGAUCACGAAAAUUGGUUCAGUUUAAUGUGCGUCCACCAGAACCAUGUGCCCAGACCGGGAACGCGCGUUCUCGAAGAGGCGCAUCUUCCUCGUUUUUUAGACUUCGUUUUUUGGGGUCAUGAGCACGAGUGUAUUCCUAGACCGUUGCAUAAUGCUGCUAUGGGCUUCGACGUUCUUCAGGGCGGCUCGUCGGUUGCAACUUCGCUGAGCGAGGGUGAAGUUCCUGACAAACACGUCUAUUUGCUCAAAAUCAAGGGCAAGGACUAUAGUCUCGAGCCCAUAAGACUCAAGUCUGUGCGGCCUUUCGCGAUGAAAGACAUAACAUUGAGCGAGACAGGCAUCUCUGCAACGUCCGGAAAUAAAGAUGAAGUGAUUAACUUGCUUAUAGACGAGGUGGAAGGGCUUAUCGAAGCCGCAACUAGCAAGUGGAAAGAAGUCAAUCAAGGUUUGCUAGAAGCUCUUGUUGACGUCGAAAUACCCCUUCCCUUGAUUAGGCUACGGGUUGAGUACAGCGGGGGCUAUGAGGUGGAGAAUCCUCGUAGGUUUUCCAACAGGUUUGUCGGCAAGGUUGCAAAUAUCAACGACAUUGUCAUUUUUUACAGGAAAAAGACCGUUGGAAACAAGCAGGCAAACCGAUUGCUCCAGAAACAGCAAAGCGAGGAUCAUGAGCUAGAAAUACGCGAAGGCACUCUCAACAUCGGUGAAUUUGUUCAGCGACAACUGAGCGAAGACGAUCUGUUGCUGCUGAAAAAAACGGACAUGUCGAACGUGAUUGAAGAGGCCAUGAGGAAGGACGACAAACACCUAAUUAAGAAAUUUGUGGAUGACGAGCUGGGCAAUGAUCUCGAGCUUCUG
Molecule: messenger RNA, 1440 nt
Organism: Ogataea polymorpha
Lineage: Eukaryota; Fungi; Ascomycota; Pichiomycetes; Pichiales; Pichiaceae
Exons: 1
Biological process (GO): mitotic G2 DNA damage checkpoint signaling; double-strand break repair via nonhomologous end joining; mitochondrial double-strand break repair via homologous recombination
Cellular component (GO): Mre11 complex; nucleus
Molecular function (GO): 3'-5'-DNA exonuclease activity; DNA endonuclease activity; manganese ion binding
Source: RefSeq, a predicted model, not a curated record